Messenger RNA from Lachancea thermotolerans CBS 6340, 609 nucleotides. RefSeq names its product TRAPP complex core subunit BET3 (gene BET3). The transcript has a single exon. Gene Ontology annotation, cellular component: cis-Golgi network membrane; TRAPP complex; cytosol. The record is from RefSeq and is a predicted model, not a curated record. NCBI's taxonomy places the organism in Eukaryota, Fungi, Ascomycota, Saccharomycetes, Saccharomycetales, Saccharomycetaceae. Gene Ontology annotation, biological process: endoplasmic reticulum to Golgi vesicle-mediated transport; intra-Golgi vesicle-mediated transport. Bases 1 to 609 code for a protein of 202 amino acids.
AUGAGUGCAAACUCUGCAAGUAUUUCUGCUUCAUCAGCAGGCCCCAAAAAGUCACUCAAGACUUUUGGCGACGAUAUCUGGAAGAACAAAACCGCCAAGAUAAACGCAGAGCUGUUUACUCUAACUUAUGGUUCCAUAGUCUCUCAACUUUGCACAGAUUUUGAGCGAGACUUCAAGAAGGUCAACUCCCAGCUUUAUGCUAUGGGCUACAAUAUCGGCGUGAGACUAAUUGAAGACUUUCUGGCUCGUACAGCUUUACCUAGAUGUGAUUCCUUAGCUCAAACAAGUGAGGUAAUCAGUAAAUGCGCGUUCAAGAUAUUUCUAAACGUAACACCACAAGUGGGCAACUGGUCUAACAACAAAGAUGCGUUUUCGCUGUUCCUCGAUGAAAACCCCUUAUCGGAUUUUGUGGAGCUUCCAAUGGACGCCGCUAAGGAACUCUGGUACUCGAACAUUUUGUGCGGUGUGUUAAGAGGCGCAUUGGAGAUGGUUCAAAUGGACUGCGAUGUGUGGUUUGUAAAUGAUGUAUUGAGAGGGGGUCAAAGUACUGAGAUGCGAGUCAAGCUCAACCGCAUUAUGAAGGAUGAGAUACCUGCUGGAGAGGAUUAA